UGUCCCAGCCCCCUCUGCGGGUAAACAGUCAUGGCCGGCGAAGAAGACCGGCAGGACGCUGCGCACAACAUGGGGAAUCACCUGCCGCUUCUCCCUGCAGAGAGUGAGGAAGAAGAUGAAGUUGAAAUGGAAGUUGAAGACCAGGAUAGUAAAGAAGCCAAAAAACCAAACAUCAUAAAUUUUGAUACCAGCCUGCCAACAUCCCAUACCUACCUGGGCGCGGAUAUGGAAGAGUUUCACGGCAGAACUCUGCACGAUGAGGACAGUUGCCAGGUGAUUCCAGUCCUGCCCCAGGUGGUGAUGAUCCUGAUUCCUGGGCAGACAUUACCGCUUCAGCUUCUCCGGCCUCAGGAGGUCAGCAUGGUGCGGAAUUUAAUUCAGAAAGACAGAACCUUUGCAGUUCUUGCAUACAGUAAUAUACAGGAAAGGGAAGCACAGUUUGGCACAACAGCAGAGAUAUAUGCCUAUCGAGAAGAACAAGAUUUUGGGAUUGAGAUAGUGAAAGUGAAAGCAAUCGGAAGACAAAGGUUCAAAGUCCUUGAGCUAAGGACACAGUCAGAUGGAAUCCAGCAAGCUAAAGUGCAAAUUCUUCCCGAAUGUGUGUUGCCUUCGACCAUGUCUGCAGUUCAGUUAGAAUCACUCAAUAAGUGUCAGAUAUUUCCUUCAAAACCUGUCUCCUGGGAAGACCAGUAUUCAUAUAAAUGGUGGCAGAAAUACCAGAAGAGAAAGUUUCACUGUGCAAAUCUGACUUCAUGGCCCCACUGGCUGUAUUCCUUAUAUGAUGCUGAAACCUUAAUGGAUAGAAUCAAGAGACAGCUGCGUGAGUGGGAUGAAAAUUUAAAAGAUGAUUCUCUUCCAUCAAAUCCAAUAGAUUUUUCUUACAGAGUAGCUGCUUGUCUUCCUAUUGAUGAUAUAUUAAGAAUUCAACUGCUAAAAAUCGGUAGUGCUAUCCAACGACUUCGCUGUGAACUGGAUAUCAUGAAUAAAUGUACUUCCUUUUGCUGUAAACAAUGUCAAGAAACAGAAAUAACAACUAAAAAUGAAAUAUUCAGUUUAUCUUUAUGUGGGCCGAUGGCAGCUUAUGUGAAUCCUCAUGGAUACGUGCAUGAGACACUUACUGUGUACAAGGCUGGCAACUUGAAUCUGAUAGGGCGACCUUCAACAGUGCACAGCUGGUUUCCUGGGUAUGCCUGGACUGUUGCCCAGUGCAGGAUCUGCGCAAGCCAUAUUGGAUGGAAAUUUACAGCUACCAAAAAAGACAUGUCACCUCAAAAAUUCUGGGGUUUGACUCGCUCUGCUCUGUUGCCCACAAUCCCAGACACUGAAGAUGACGUAAGCCCAGACAAAGUAAUACUUUGCUUGUAA
Messenger RNA from Chrysochloris asiatica (Cape golden mole), 1365 nucleotides. RefSeq names its product cereblon (gene CRBN). NCBI's taxonomy places the organism in Eukaryota, Metazoa, Chordata, Mammalia, Afrosoricida, Chrysochloridae. Bases 31 to 1365 code for a protein of 444 amino acids. The record is from RefSeq and is a predicted model, not a curated record. Gene Ontology annotation, cellular component: Cul4A-RING E3 ubiquitin ligase complex. Gene Ontology annotation, biological process: protein ubiquitination. The transcript is spliced from 11 exons.